ACGUGGCCAUGGACUUCACCCUGGAAGACUGGGAGAACCUGGGGCUGGACUGUGGGGACCUGUUCUGGGACACAGCCCUGGACAACUACCAGAACCUCUUCCUGCUGAACCCUCCCAGAACCAAUAUGGUCUCCUAUCCACAUGGUGGGAAAAAAGAGCCGGAAGCCAUGGGAAGAGGAAGCCCAAAAGAAGCUGACUUUGACAUGGUUGAAGUCAAGAAUUUUCCUCUGCCACAGGACUUUGUGGAAGAGGGACACUCUCAAGAGAUGGUGGAGACCUUUUCCAAGGACAGUCUGAGGAAUGUCAGUUUGGGAGGAGCCCAUAUAGGUGAGAGCUAUUUAGAGGGUCUGCUUGAUUCGGAAGUUCUUAUGAGGUCUGAUGUCACCGACAAGGGAAGUCCUACAGAUGGCGAGACACACAGAUUCAGAAGCAGCCUUAGUUCCGAGUCCAUGCCUUUCACUGGAGAGGAGUUCCUGAUUCAUGACCUUCCCCCAAAGAAACUGCCAGCAGCUGAGGCCCAGCAACGCAGGGAGGACUCGGGUUGCUGCUUAGACCAGAACCAGCAGGGUGACAGUGUCCAAGGACAGGAACUGUACAAAUGCAGUGAAUGUGACAAGAGCUUCUGCCGGAGUUAUCUCCUUAUCCAGCACUGGAUUAUUCAUGCCAGGGAGAAAGCCACAGUUCACCAGGAGAAAGAUUGCAGCCAGAAUUCAUCCCUCCUUACGCCUCCAGUGACACAUGCCGGCUCAAAAUCUGCUGUGUCUGAUAAAGGCAGGGAAAUGUCUCAUCCGAAUAUGCGCAUUCUGUGGCAACAGAAAAUAGACCCUGGAGAAAAACGACAAAAAAGUUCAGAGAGCGGCUGUGAAAGAUGCACAGAGCCUGGUGAGUGGCAGGAAAGCAGCCCAGAUGGGGAGACUUCUGAAGGUAGUGAGCGGGGCAGGAACUUCAACUGGGCUUUUCAUCUUUCUCUGCCUCAGAAGCCCCAGCCUCAGAAACCUCAGCCUCAGAUGCUCCAGCCUCAGAAACCGCAGCCUCAGAUGCCCCAGCCUCAGAAGCCCCGGCCUCAGAAGCCCCAGAAGCACUAUCAAUGUACCAGGUGCACGGCAGCCUUCAGCUUGAGCAAGCAGCUCCGAGAACAUCAGAAGGUUCAUGCCACAGACACUGCUUCCGAGUGUCAGGAGUGUGGCCAGACCUUCCGGCGGAGCUUGUCACUCCUCAGACACCAGACUGUGCAUACCAAAGAGAAACCUUUCAAGUGUGCCGAGUGUGGAAAACCCUUUAGCCACAGCUCAACGCUGAAGAUCCACCAGAGGACUCAUAGUGGAGAGAGGCCCUUCCAGUGCAGCGAAUGUGGGAAAACCUUCUCCCGGAGCACUCACCUUCAUGAACAUCAGCGGAUCCACACGGGCUACCGACCCCACCAGUGUCCCACGUGCAUCAGGAGCUUCAGCCGCCCCUCCCACCUGAUUCGGCACCAGACCACUCAUGCCACGGAGAAGCCCUACAGCUGUUCCCAGUGUAGUGAAACCUUCAGCCACGGUGGGCAUUUUGUUCAGCACCAGAAAAUUCAUGCCAUGGAUACCCCCUAUGAGUGUCAAGAUUGUGGUGAGCGCUUUGUCUGUCACUCAACCCUCGUUUGCCACCAGCUCAGUCACUCCGGAGACAGACAGGGACUCGAUGAAAGCAGGGAAGCUUUGACUAGGAACCCAGGCUCCAGAAGGAAUUUGAGUCUGGCUGAGAAAUGCUUUAAGUGUAAGACAUGUGAGCAGAGCUUCAGCAGCAGGAAGCAGCUGGCUCAGCAUGAGAGGACCCACCCCAGGGUAAAGCCCUUUAAGUGUCACCAGUGUGAGAGAGCUUUUGGCCAAAGUUCACAGCUCAUUCGCCACCAGAGGAUUCACUCUGGACAGAAGCCAUACCGGUGUGAGGACUGUGGGAAAACCUACAUUUACAGCACCUCCCUCGUGAAACAUCGGUCCAGCCACACGAAUAAGAGCACCCCACCAGAAGUUGGGGAGGCCUUUGAGCAAAGUGCAGGUCUCUCAGAACAGUGGUCAGUGCAGAUUCCAGAGAAACCCUUUCAGUGCACCAAAUGUGACAGAACCUUUACCUACCGCAGCUGCUUUCUCCAGCAUCAGAGCACUCACGCUGGAACGAAGUCUUUCGAGUGUCAGGAUUGUGGAAAAAUGUUCCACCAGAAAUCCUCCCUUACUAAGCAUCAGAGAAUCCACACGGGGGAGAAGACCCACGUGUGCAGUGAAUGUGGGAAAACCUUCAGCCUGGAGGCCCAGCUCCUCCGACACCAGCAAGUCCACACCAGGACCAAGCCUUUCAUCUGUCAGGAGUGUGGGAAAGCCUUAAGCCAGAGCUCAUGCCUUGCCGUGCACCAGCGACUGCACACAGGUGAGAAGCCCUUCGUCUGUGCUGAUUGUGGGAAAGCCUUUGCCCAGAAGGCCAAUCUCACUCAGCACAAACGCAUACACACGGGAGAGAAGCCUUAUGCCUGUGAAGUAUGCAACAGAGCCUUUAGCAUCAGCUCUCACCUCACUCAGCACCGCAGGAUUCACACCCAGGAGAAACCCUACCAGUGCCCACUAUGUCAGAAAACCUUCCGGUGCUGCUCAGGACUCCUCAGACAUCAGCGGAGUCACACUCCGAAGGAGCACAACUGCCUGUGA
Sorex fumeus (smoky shrew) is the source of this 2675-nucleotide messenger RNA. RefSeq names its product zinc finger protein 473 (gene ZNF473). The record is from RefSeq and is a predicted model, not a curated record. Gene Ontology annotation, cellular component: nucleus. Gene Ontology annotation, biological process: regulation of transcription by RNA polymerase II. The coding region runs from base 9 to 2675 and encodes 888 amino acids. Lineage: Eukaryota; Metazoa; Chordata; Mammalia; Eulipotyphla; Soricidae. Gene Ontology annotation, molecular function: RNA polymerase II transcription regulatory region sequence-specific DNA binding; DNA-binding transcription factor activity, RNA polymerase II-specific. The transcript has 4 exons.